This is a messenger RNA of Dictyostelium discoideum AX4, 1665 nucleotides long. RefSeq lists its product as hypothetical. Gene Ontology annotation, cellular component: membrane. Lineage: Eukaryota; Evosea; Eumycetozoa; Dictyosteliales; Dictyosteliaceae. Gene Ontology annotation, biological process: transmembrane transport; iron ion transmembrane transport. Bases 1 to 1665 code for a protein of 554 amino acids. The transcript is spliced from 4 exons. Gene Ontology annotation, molecular function: iron ion transmembrane transporter activity. The record is from RefSeq and is a predicted model, not a curated record.
AUGGAUUAUAACAAUGAAAAUAGUAAUCAAGACAAUAAUAGUAGUGUAAUAGAAAUUAAAACAAUACCAUUACCACUAAAUAAUAAUAAUAAUGAUAAUAAUAAUAAUAAUAAUAAUAAUAAUAAUAAUAAUAAUAAUAAUUUACAAGAAUUUAAAACAAAUUUAAAUCAAGAAGAUGAAAUAAAAUAUUCAAACUAUAUAAUGUUAUCACAUUUUAUAACGAGAAUGGGUGAUAAAACAUUUGAAUUUAUGAUACCACUUUUUCUAAUUUAUAAAUCACCAAACUCAUUAUUACCAGUAUCACUAUUUGGAUUAUCAAUAACAUUUGUAAGAAUUUUAUUUGGAAGUACAAUUGGAGAGAUUUGUGAUAAAUAUAAAAAAAUUCAAGUAAUUAAACUUGGUAUUUUUGGACAAGCAAUUUCAGUUGGAUCAAUAUUUUUAAUAAUAUAUUAUUUUUUAAAUUUUAAUUUUAUAUCAAUUGAUAAUAAUAAUAAAGAAAAUAAUCAACUACUAAAUUUAUUUUCAAAUAAAAUCAAUAUAUUAUUUUUCUUUUUAUUAUUAUUAUUUUCAUCAAUACAUUCUUUAUCUGGUUUAUUAAUGGAUAUAUCAAUUGAAAGAAAAUGGACACCAAGUUUAAUAAAAAAUAAUAAUUUAUUAAAUAGAGUAAAUACUUGGAUGAGACAAAUUGAUUUAGGUACUGAAGUAUUAGGACCAUUUUUAGUUGGACUUUUAAUGACAACAUCCAAUGAUGAUGAUAGUAUUGGUGGUAAAGAAAUUAUUUCAAAUAAUCAUUCAACUUAUUUAAUUAUAACAAUUUUAAAUUUCUUUUCAUUUUUCCCACAAUAUAUUUUAUUAAAAAUAGUUUAUGACUUGGUAUCAAAACAAAAUUUAAUUAUUUUUGAAGAUGAAGAUGAAAUUAAUAAUAAUAAUAAUAAAAAUAAUAAUAAUAGAAAAUAUUUAAAAUUUACAGAUGGAUUAGAUUUAAAUAAUAUUUUAAAUAAUAAUAAUAAUAAUAAUAAUAAUGAUUUUAAUAUUUUUAAUAUUUUUAAAAAUUUGGAUAAUCCAAUUUCGACAAUUGUAAAAGGUUGGAAAUUAUUUUAUCAACAAAUACUAUCACCACAUGAUGUAUUGAUGACAGCUUAUUUAUCAAACAACAAUGGUACAACACCAAGUGAAUUAAGUACAUUUAGAUUAUUGGGUGCAUUAUUUGGAUUAGGUUCAACAAUGUUUUUCACAAAUUUUGUAAAAUUUUUAAAUGGAAAUAUGAAUUUAGUUGGUCAAUUCUAUAUUUUUGAAGAAGCAAUUAUGAUUUUAAUUUCUGGUUUUUACUUUUCAACAACAAAUUAUAAUAAUGAUAAUAAUUAUAAAUUACUAUUUUUAGGUUCAAUAAUUUUAUCAAGAAUUGGAUUAUAUGGUUUUGAAUUAAGUGAAAUUUAUUAUGUUCAAAGAAAAGUAACUCAAACCAAUAGAGGUAUUAUUAGUGGUGUUGAAUCCUCGCUAACAAGUUUAUCAACUUUAUUUGUAUUUUUAAUUUCAAUAAUUUUUCAUAAAAUUGAAAGUUUUUAUAUAUUGGUAACUUUUUCAAUUAUUUCUAUUAACUUUUCAGCUCUAAUUUUCUUUUAUUGGUGUAAAAGAAAUCAACAAAUUCAUCAACAAAUUGAAUAA